GCUCCGCGCCAGCCUCUCCCCCUCAGGGGCAGGGGCGGGGCCGAUGACGUCACCGCGGCGCGCGGCGCGGGGCCCGGGGCGGAGGGUGAUGUAAUACCCGUAACGGCCCCGCUCCGUGCGACAUCCGGGUACCCUGCCGGGGUGCUGCUUUUUUCUUUUCCGCCUUUUUUUUUAACUCUUUCUUUUUUUCCUUUUUUUUUUUUUAAUCCGAAAAGCUCCAUUUGUCGCUUUUUUUGGAGUGUUUUAAUGAUGUGAUUUUUUUUUUUUUUUUUUAAACGGGGGAGGGAGACGGCGAGGAGGGAAAGGGCGCGGGGGCGCGCGCGCGCGCUCCCGCCUCCCCUCCCCUGCGGCGUGCGCGCCUGCGCAGAGGGGCGGCGGCGGCAGCGCAGUGCGAGUGUGUCCGUGUGUCCGCCCGUCCGUCCGUCCGUCCGUCCGCGGCCGGCGCUCCGCGCGGCGCUGCGCGGGUGGGCGCGGAGCAGCUCGGGCGGGGGACGGGGACGGGGUGGGGGGGGACCGGCGGCGGGGGCGAGAUGAGCGCUGGGCUCCCCCUGGGCACAGAGCCGCCCUGUGAAUGAGCUGAGGCGAGGCCGCCAGCCGGGUGCCCCCCUCCUUCUCCUCCUCCUCCUCCUCCUCCUCCUCGUCCCCCCCUCCUUCCCCUUCUCCCCCGCGCACCGCCGGGAGCGCGGCCCUGCCCGCACAGCCGGCGCCGACGCCGCGGCCGGGGGGAACUGAAGGAAGGUCACCAUGGGAGCAUUUUUAGACAAGCCAAAGAUGGAGAAGCAUAAUGCCCAGGGGCAGGGGAAUGGGCUGCGUUACGGUCUGAGCAGCAUGCAAGGCUGGCGCGUGGAAAUGGAGGAUGCACACACGGCUGUGAUCGGUUUGCCAAACGGACUUGAUGGAUGGUCCUUUUUUGCUGUCUAUGAUGGGCACGCUGGAUCACAGGUUGCCAAGUACUGCUGUGAGCAUUUAUUAGAUCACAUCACGAGCAACCAGGAUUUUAAAGGGCCAGAUGGGCCACCAUCUGUGGAAAGUGUAAAGAGCGGCAUCAGAACAGGUUUUCUGCAAAUUGAUGAACACAUGAGAGUCAUCUCCGAGAAGAAGCAUGGCGCAGACAGAAGUGGGUCAACAGCUGUGGGAGUCAUGAUUUCUCCCCAACACACGUACUUCAUCAACUGUGGAGACUCGAGAGGUUUGCUGUGUCGAAACAGGAAGGUUCACUUCUUCACACAGGAUCACAAACCCAGUAACCCGCUGGAGAAGGAGCGUAUACAGAACGCAGGUGGCUCCGUAAUGAUUCAGCGUGUGAACGGCUCCCUUGCUGUUUCAAGGGCACUCGGGGACUUUGAUUACAAAUGUGUCCAUGGGAAAGGUCCUACAGAACAGCUGGUCUCACCCGAGCCUGAAGUUUAUGAGAUUGAGAGAUCAGAAGAAGAUGAUCAGUUCAUCAUCCUGGCUUGCGACGGUAUCUGGGAUGUUAUGGGAAACGAAGAGCUCUGUGACUUUGUAAGAUCCAGACUUGAAGUCACUGAUGACCUUGAGAAAGUUUGCAAUGAGAUAGUUGACACCUGCUUGUACAAGGGAAGUCGAGACAACAUGAGUGUGAUAUUGAUCUGUUUUCCGAAUGCACCAAAGGUAUCACCAGAGGCGGUGAAAAGAGAGGCAGAGUUGGACAAGUACCUGGAAAGCAGAGUAGAAGAGAUCAUAAAGAAGCAGGGUGAAGGAGUGCCAGACUUAGUCCACGUGAUGCGUACGUUAGCAACUGAGAGCAUCCCAAACCUCCCACCCGGGGGGGAGUUGGCAAGCAAACGGAGUGUGAUUGAAGCUGUGUAUAACAGACUGAACCCCUACAGGAAUGAUGAUGCUUCUGGAUUAUCCAGAAACUGCCGCAAGGAUGGGCACUCCAGACUUUAAAGGGUUCCUUCUUUUUUCUUUAAGGAUUCUGCCUCAACUGAUGAUAUGUGGUAAAACUGCUCAUCUAGCUGUGGAGUUCACGUUUCAUCCUGCAAAUGAAAGUGCAGCCCAACCUCAGUGACCCUUCUUAACAUCCAUCCUCAACCUUAAUUAAAGAAGGGAAAAUGAUGUGUUGGUGAGAGUGACUACAGCAGUACAACAUCUAGCCCAGGAACUGAUCUUUUUUGUAAAACAGACUUCUGUAAACGUGAUUUCAAACCAUAAAUUCAUGUUGUAAAUCAGACUCCAGCAAUUUCUGUUGUAUGAUUUUGUUUUUGUAAAGUGCAAUUGUCUUUGUACAAAAUGCUCAUAUUUAAUUAUGAACCGCUUUAAAUCACUAUAAAGGUUAGAAGAAAUGUUUUGGCUUGUGUGAUGCAACAAUAUAUAUCCCUUUUAAAAAUCAUGUUGUGGUUUUGGAUUGCAAGGAGCAGCAGCCUAGCCAGCUAGGUGCUCAAGAGGUGCACAAAACUGUUAAAGAUAACUUUUUGGUUUAAAUGAAAGCUGAACUCAUGGGCAACCUACCAGAAAUUACAGUGUGUGAAUCUCGCUUGGCAGUGGAAAAAUAACUUAGGAGUAGUGCACAUUCUUCAACAAAGAAUAUAUCAUUUUCUUGGAUGCACUCCUGCUCUCACAGUGAGUGGAAGGGAUUUGUGAUUUGGAGUUCAGCAGGAGUUAAAUCAUGCCCUGUUAACAGUAUCCUGUCCAUACAUGUACCAAUGUUGGGAUUAGAAUGCCUUGGUUCUUUGCACCUCUUAUUUCAUUAACCCUUACCUGAAGUUACUAAUCACUGAGCACGAAGACAACUUUCUACAUAAAGUAGGAGUCUGCAGCAUUUUUACAAUCCUGAUUGGCUGGGUCUGCUGCUGUUCCAAGUAAAAUACUCUGAAUUCCAUUUUAUCAAUAAAGCUUGAUUUAACAAACCAGA
Molecule: messenger RNA, 2875 nt
Organism: Prinia subflava (tawny-flanked prinia)
Lineage: Eukaryota; Metazoa; Chordata; Aves; Passeriformes; Cisticolidae
Gene: PPM1A
Product: protein phosphatase, Mg2+/Mn2+ dependent 1A
Exons: 6
Coding region: 745-1911 (388 amino acids)
Biological process (GO): positive regulation of canonical NF-kappaB signal transduction; peptidyl-threonine dephosphorylation; positive regulation of canonical Wnt signaling pathway
Cellular component (GO): cytosol; nucleus
Molecular function (GO): manganese ion binding; magnesium ion binding; protein serine/threonine phosphatase activity
Source: RefSeq, a predicted model, not a curated record